Molecule: messenger RNA, 366 nt
Organism: Microthlaspi erraticum
Lineage: Eukaryota; Viridiplantae; Streptophyta; Magnoliopsida; Brassicales; Brassicaceae
Source: the annotation of a GenBank genome assembly
AUGGAUCCCCAUUCAGUGAUCACUUCCGCAUUCCGGUGGCCGUCAAGUCGCCGUAAGGUCUAUCUCCGUCGGCGUAAGCCACAAGUCGUACGCCUCGGCGGAAAAAACAGUAAACCACGUGGCAGGUUCACGCUCAAGAGGAUGGUGACAAGGAUGAGGCUCAAGUGGCUGAGACUGUACUACGUGAGGCUCGUGAAGAAGAUCCAAGGGUAUUAUCGUGAUUUGGUUAAGGAGUUUGCGGACGCCGGAGCCACCACUAUCCAGCAACGGAUGACGGUGGAAACGGCGGCUUUUGCGGCCCCUGGAUUAGGUCUAUCUAUCUACCCCAUGUCCGGCCAAGAUCGACCCCGUUUUUUUCUUGUAUAG